Sinocyclocheilus grahami is the source of this 3619-nucleotide messenger RNA. It is a transcript of the gene gabrb2a, whose product is annotated as gamma-aminobutyric acid type A receptor subunit beta2a. The record is from RefSeq and is a predicted model, not a curated record. The transcript has 10 exons. Lineage: Eukaryota; Metazoa; Chordata; Actinopteri; Cypriniformes; Cyprinidae. Gene Ontology annotation, biological process: monoatomic ion transmembrane transport. Gene Ontology annotation, molecular function: GABA-A receptor activity; extracellular ligand-gated monoatomic ion channel activity. Gene Ontology annotation, cellular component: membrane. The coding region runs from base 161 to 1759 and encodes 532 amino acids.
GUCUUCUUCUCUUGACUUGGUUUAUUCAGUCGUCCCUUUCAUUUCCCCCCCGCAAUGGAAACAGCUCAUCCAGCAUCAUCAGGAGCUGCUCUUUGAUCUGGAGCUGGCGUGUGCGCAUGCGCAGCUCAUUGCCUUCGCUGCACUGGCUUCAGUAAGUUGGAUGCGCGCUGUCUUCAUCAUCACAUCCGAAACUGUUGCGAUGGAGAGUAUCGGAAAAACCCCACACAUCUUCCUAUUAUGUCCGCUGAUCGUGGCCGUGGCGUGCGCGCAAAGUAUCAGAGACCCGAGCAAUAUGCCGGUGGUCAAAGACACCGUGGACAGACUCAUGAAAGGAUACGACAUUCGGCUGAGGCCAGAUUUCGGAGGCGCUCCGGUGGCGGUAGGGAUGAAUAUAGACAUAGCCAGCAUAGACAUGGUAUCCGAAGUAAACAUGGACUACACCCUGACCAUGUAUUUCCAGCAGGCUUGGCGAGACAAGCGCUUGUCGUACACAGAGAUCCCUCUGAAUCUAACCUUGGAUAACCGCGUGGCUGACCAGCUGUGGGUGCCCGAUACCUACUUCCUCAACGAUAAGAAAUCCUUCGUUCACGGAGUGACAGUCAAGAACCGAAUGAUACGCCUGCAUCCCGACGGCACCGUGCUCUACGGAUUAAGGAUCACCACCACCGCGGCCUGUAUGAUGGACCUGCGGCGAUACCCGCUGGAUGAGCAGAACUGCACGCUGGAGAUCGAGAGCUAUGGCUACACCACAGAUGAUAUCGAGUUUUACUGGCGAGGGGGAGAUGGAGCCGUCACAGGGGUGGAGAGGAUCGAGCUGCCUCAGUUCUCCAUCGUGGACUACAAACUCAUCUCCAAGAACGUGGUUUUCUCCACAGGCUCUUAUCCUCGUCUGUCUCUGAGUUUCAAACUCAAGAGGAACAUCGGUUACUUUAUCCUGCAGACCUACAUGCCCUCAAUCCUGAUCACCAUCCUGUCCUGGGUAUCCUUCUGGAUCAACUACGAUGCUUCUGCUGCACGCGUGGCUUUAGGUAUCACCACCGUGCUGACCAUGACCACCAUUAAUACUCACUUGCGAGAGACCCUUCCCAAGAUUCCCUAUGUGAAAGCCAUAGACAUGUACCUGAUGGGCUGCUUUGUCUUUGUGUUCCUGGCGCUGCUGGAGUACGCCUUCGUCAAUUACAUCUUCUUCGGGAGAGGCCCUCAGCGGCAGAAGAAAGCGGCGGAAAAAGCCGCCACGGCCAACAAUGAGAAACUCAGGCCCGACCCCAACAAGUGGUUGGUGGGAAGUGUAGUUCAGAGAGACGAUGCUCUCUAUGCCAGAAUGAAACAGAGGGAAAUUGACGGGUAUGACUCGAUGUGGGAUCCGAUCUUUGCGGAGGAUGCAGCAUUAGGACUAGGCGAUCAAAGACUUAAGAUGACCCCCGAUGAUAUCCGGCUGACCACGGUUGAGAUGAAGAACGAAAUGGGUCCGUCUGAUCUUUCCCGGGGUCUGGGUGACCCGCGUAGCACCAUGCUUGCCUACGACAGCUCCACCCUUCAGUACCGUCGAGCGGCCAUGGCUCGGCAAAACUACGGCCACAGUGCGCUGGAGCGCCACGCCACCCAGAAGAAAAGCCGGCUGAGGAGACGGGCUUCCCAACUCAAGGUUAACAUCCCGGACCUGUCCGACGUCAACUCCAUCGACAAGUGGUCGAGGAUGAUCUUCCCCACCGUGUUUUCCUUCUUCAACAUAGUUUACUGGCUUUACUACGUGCAUUAAAAGCAUCCGCAGAGCAGAACGGACCAAAAGAGAAAACAAAGAAGAGUAAAAAAAGAGAAUAAAACAAUACACCUUUUGCUGAUUUAUUUCAAAUAUAUAGCGGAAAGACUGAGGAAAGAUGGUCAAAGUAAAAAAAAAAUAAAAAAUCAGGAUUUUGUUUUUUCGUUCUAAAGACACAACCAGAGGAAAAAACACGCAGUACAGGGCUUGUUCCAGAGUUUCAAUAUACCACUUAUAUUUGUCAUAUGUAGAUUACUCUGUGGAUCAAAUAUUUAUGCUUGUCUUUGCAUAUAUUUUAAAGGAUUUGUUUUUUGGGUUAGUAUAUGUUUACUUCGUAGCCAACUGCAUCCGAGAAAGCUUUACAGAAGGAGUCGGUCGUGAAAGUCUAUUUUCCUAGAGUUACGCUGUGUAUCAGAUAUCUUUUAAAAGCAUGCUUUGGUUUGUUUUCUUUGUCUCUUGCAGAGAGCUGGAGCACAAUGCAUUUUCAGUUGACACUUUAAAGAUUCUUCUGUUCUUUCAAAUGAGUUUGCAGGAUGCAAUGCAAAGACUCUGUCAGGAAGCCAUACAGGGUAUUUUCACAACAGGUCCUUUUACUAUUGCUUUUUUUUUUAUGUUGGGCCAACAAGGAAACUCAGCCCUAUUAAAACAUAGGUUUUAUCUGAUGCAGGGGAUAUAUGAACAUGCUGGGCCACGACGAAGGACCUAUAUGUGAUCCCAUGGACAAGGACGGACUGACAUGGACCAUUACCCCGGUGGUUGGACUGUGUCAACAGUACCUAGGCCGUGUAAAUGCUAGACAGUCCUAAUCUCUACACUGUAUAAACUUUGUGUGGUAAGCCGCAGGCUGUUUAACAUCUCGAGUGUUUCGAGAUUGGAUGAGGCGAGUGAACCUCAACAAAGAAAGACGCAAUAUAUUUGUAAACCAUCAACACUAUCGAUAGAUAUAAGUUGAAAACUAGUAGCUGAUAUUACAUCAUGGUAAAAAAAAAAAAAAUCUGAUUCAAUAGUUGUAAUAUCAGAUGUUACUGUUAUGGUUCAUUAUUUAAACAUAUUUUUUGGUGUAUUAGAUUUCUUAAUGUCGAAGACUUUGGUUGAUGAAAACAAUCUUGCUUCUUAAAAAUUGGGCGAGGGAUCUGAAUCUUUUUCAAAGGCCUCAAAGCGCACCAGUUGAGUUUAAGCAAGAAACCGAUCAUUGCAACUCUGAAAUGUAUGGUUCUGUAACCAUCACUUCAGUUCACUAACAAUAUGUGAAGGAUCUGGAUCAUACAAUCAAAGCAUCUGUCAGGCAAUUUUGUAUAAAAUCCUGUAAAUUCUAAUGAUAUUUAAUAAUGACCUGUAAAUAUAUAUAUAUAUAUAUAUUGUGUAAUGUCAACAAUAAUGAAAAUGUAUCUAAAUUAAAUUAUUAAAGCUUAAUGAAGCUUAUAUCUCUUAAACUGUUACCUUACAGAAUUUUCCUUGCAGUUUUACGGUGGCUACAGUCGGAAAGGUUUGAGUCAGACUAGUUUACUCAGGGCCGUAACCAUAAACAUGAGAGGGACAAGUCGAUAUCAAUAAUUAGAAAUUGCCAAAUUGUCCCCUUAAUAUUGCACUCUGUUUGUUAUUAUGAUGACUAAGGUUUAAAAGUUAAAUUUUUAGCCUGGUCUAACGGCGCUCGUUACUGUCAAAAUGAUAGAGAUCGCCGUUCAAAUCGAAGUAGGCAGGAUUUAUUGUUCAGAGAAGCAGAGCGCGAAUUCCAGAGCGUGUUGCCAAGUCCACGAGCUACUUUUAUAUUGUUGUCUCGUCGUUUUUUGUGCGAGGUUUGAAGCGAAUCAUCUCCAGUGUUGGGAGUAACUCAUUACAAGUAAUGCGAGUUACGUAAUC